Molecule: messenger RNA, 792 nt
Organism: Hansenula ciferrii
Lineage: Eukaryota; Fungi; Ascomycota; Saccharomycetes; Phaffomycetales; Wickerhamomycetaceae
Gene: MTF1
Product: RNA polymerase specificity factor
Exons: 1
Coding region: 1-792 (263 amino acids)
Biological process (GO): transcription initiation at mitochondrial promoter
Cellular component (GO): mitochondrial matrix; mitochondrial DNA-directed RNA polymerase complex
Molecular function (GO): mitochondrial transcription factor activity
Source: RefSeq, a predicted model, not a curated record
AUGGAAGAUCGUAAAGCAUAUUACAAUUAUCUUCAUGACAUAUAUUUCCCACAAUUACCAGAAGGUCAUAAUUUUGAUUUGCAACUCAAAAAUCCUUACACUUGGACUGACUAUAUUCAUUUAACCGAUGGGACUCGAGUUUUGGAUCCUGGUUAUCAAACAAGAGAUAAAUUACAUUCAAAUUUCUUAUUUACAGGGCUUAUACAUAAUGAGGCUUUAGUAAUGCAAUUCUUAAGUUGUAUGGCAAAUCAAAACUGGCUGCAAAGAUUUGGUAAUGUGAAAAUGCUUCUUUGGAUUCCAAAUUCCUCAGCUGUUAAAAUUAUGGCACGUCCAGAUACACGUGAAAGAGCUAAAUGUUCCGUUGUGAGGGAAACUUUUUGUGAUGCCAAAUUAAUUGCUACACCAGAUGAUGAGAAAUCGUUGAAAUCUUUUAAUAACAAUUUAUUAUCUAAUGAUGACCCGAUUAUUUUCAAUCCAAAAUCGUUUUCAAAAGCUUCUAAGUAUACAUUGAUAGAAUUUAAUCCUAAAGAUCAUGAUUUGGAUGCAUUUGCUUGGGACUACGUCGUUAAACAAUUGAUGGCUUCUAGAAAUACACCUCUAGAUAAGAGUUUGAACCAUUUAGGUCCUGCAGCUGCUGAUUUUUUUGUUACAAAAAUUCCAUUGAACCUUUUGGGAAAGGUUCCUAAAAAUUUAACAUCUGAAGAGUUUAAAUUCUUAUUAGAGGUUUUCCAAUCUUGGCCUUUCAAACCGGACUCCCUUUUGGAAACCGUUUCUUUCGGUAAAGAAAUGUGA